This is a messenger RNA of Cordyceps fumosorosea ARSEF 2679, 1431 nucleotides long. RefSeq names its product Lipopolysaccharide-modifying protein. The record is from RefSeq and is a predicted model, not a curated record. Bases 1 to 1431 code for a protein of 476 amino acids. NCBI's taxonomy places the organism in Eukaryota, Fungi, Ascomycota, Sordariomycetes, Hypocreales, Cordycipitaceae. The transcript is spliced from 2 exons.
AUGCCUUUCUGGGGACUGGCACCCAGAACUGUCCGUAAGCGAGCAGCCGAAGCCCUACGCAGUGGCGACAGCCUAAUGCGCGUCGUGGUCCGCGAUGGCAAGGUCACGGACGUCGAAGGGGGUCCGAAAUGGAUGCAGGACGCGAUGCGCGGGAUGAUGGAGAAGUUUGUGCAAUAUCUGCCGAGCAUGGAGAUUGCAUUCAACACCAUCGACGAGCCGCGGGUGGUGGUUCCGCACGACGACCUGGAACGAUUCCUGGCAAGGGCACUGACAAAGAACAUGCUAGCUGCUAGCUCGAACAGAAGCCCUAUCAACAGUUUCUCAAGUCACUCCACCAAGUCCAAAGAAAACACCGACACGAAUAUGAAUACCAUCUCCUUUACUCAAAUAGGGCGCAGCCCCUCCUGGCAGCACCUACGCCUGGGUUGCCGCCCAGACAGUCCGGCCGGAGCCCUUGCCGAUGCCGAUUCCGAAGACGACGUAAAGAGCUACGGACAAGGCGAGCUCGGCUUCAUCUACAACACGUCGACUAUGUCUGACGUGUGUCUGUCGCCGUCGCUCCGCGCCUCCCACGGCUUCUUCGACCGACCCGACACCCACAGCAUAUCCUACGACCUGCUCCCCAUAUUCUCGCAGUCCAAGACGUCGGUCAACAACGACAUCCUCUACCCGUCGCUGUGGUAUUGGGUCGACAUGGUCCACUACGACGCCACCAGCGACGUGCCGUGGUCCAAGAAGCAGGACCGGCUGUACUGGCGCGGGUCGACGACCGGCGGCUUCGCGACCGGCGGCAACUGGAAAGGCCAUCACCGCCAGCGGUUCGUCGACAUGAUGAGCGGCAACGGCUCCGCCACGGUGCUGUCCCGGCGAGGCGACGACCACGCGGCUGGGGGCUGGGCGGUCGAGACGGUCGAGCGCGGCGAGUACCGCGACCUCGUUGACGUCGCGUUCACAAAGGUCGUGCAGUGCGAUGAGGCCGACUGCGCCGCGCAGACGGCGCACUUUGACGUGCAGGCGCGGGCCUCGCAGCAGGACGGCUGGCACAGCAGGAUGGUGCUGGACAUGGACGGCAACGCCUUCUCAGGGCGCUUCUACGCGCUGCUGCGCAGCAGGAGCCUGACGCUCAAGUUUGCGUCGUUCCGCGAGUGGCACGCGGAGUGGCUGCGGCCGUGGGUGCACUACGCGCCGCUGAGCCUGCAGGGCAGGGAGUGGCUGGAGCUGGUGAGGUACUUCUCGGACGGGGACGGCGGGGGCGGUGCGGCGGAGGCGGAGGGGAUGGCGGCGAGGAGCACAGACUGGGCGGAGAGGGUGCUGCGAAAGGAGGACAUGGAGGCGUGGUUCUUUAGGCUUCUUCUGGAAUACGGCCGAAUAAUUGACGAUCAGCGAGCGUAUAUCGGGUUUACCUUUUCGGGUGCAAACGUGAAGAGGUGA